This is a messenger RNA of Lycium barbarum (goji berry), 447 nucleotides long. RefSeq lists its product as uncharacterized. Bases 1 to 447 code for a protein of 148 amino acids. The record is from RefSeq and is a predicted model, not a curated record. Lineage: Eukaryota; Viridiplantae; Streptophyta; Magnoliopsida; Solanales; Solanaceae. The transcript has a single exon.
AUGAAUGUCAAUAAUGACAUGUACAGGCAGGUAGUUCCGGGUUCAGUAAACCAUUCAAUACAGCUGGUAGAAGAGGAAGAUCCGAUAGGGCCGAAAGAAGAGAUGGAAAAGGAUCCAGAAGAAGAUCCGACAGAGCCAGAUGAACCAAUGGAAGAGGAUCCAGAAGAAAAUCCAGAAUGGGAACCAGAGCAUAAUCUGGUAAUGGAGAUAGAUCCAGAGAAAUCACCUGAGUAUACUCUAGCAGGAUAUCCAGGGGAGGAACUAGAGGUGCUAUCUGAAUACAGGCCUGUAGUACAUGGCAUAGAGGAGGGACCCGAGUAUGAACUAGAGGCAGGUUGGGAGAUAGAGAUAGAGAUAGACCCAGAGGAAGAACCUGAGUAUGGCCCUGGGCCCGAUUAUGAUCCAGCAUAUGAUGGGGAUGACAAUGACGGCCCGAUAUGGCCCUAG